AUGGGCUGGCGCAUAUGUAAUGGGUUGGAAAUGCCACAUGUUAAGUUUUUUAUGUAAACAGACACCCCCUAAUUUUUUGUUAAUUAUUUGAACUAAUCUAACUCUGUUUGUACAGUUUUGACGUCAGGUCAAUACUCAAAGAUGUCAGUAUGCAGUGCUCUAAUGCCUCUGAUACCUGAGGGAGGUCACUCGUACCUGCUCUGCUCAUGCGCAGCUCAAUAUUAAAUGAGCGUCGGCUAGAGCAAGACGCUAACUUUGGCUCUCUCCCUUAAUAAUCCACAGGGAGGAAGGUCCUGUUUAAAGAAUAUUACACGUCCAGAACUAACAAAGUAUGGAAGACUGAAACACCACUGAGAGGAAUAUGAUUUUGCCUGGUCAGAUUGGAGGGCCUAUUUAAGGACAUACAGUGUGAGUUGGAUAUGGAUCUGCUUUGCUGGGGUAGUGGGGAGCUGGGCCAGAAUGGACAUGGCAGGCCAGGGGAAAUCAGUCCAGAGGAGGCCCAUCUGAGAGAGUUCACAGUUGCCAGGUUGGGUGGGGUGAAGCUCAUGGCAUGUGGAUCCAGUCACUCCAUUGUGGUCACAGUGGAUAACAAGAUCUUUGCAUGGGGAAAUGGCACCAGUGGACAGUUGGGUGACGGAAACAAGACAGUGAAGGACCGUGCAGUCGAGGUUAAGUUACCACAGGAUCUGAAUGUUGAAGGAAGUCACAUCAAUUCUGUCGUGGUUGGUGUUGCGUGUGGAAGCAGACACUCCUUCAUAUGGACUGAAACUGGGCUGGCCUACGGUUUUGGGAACAACUUUUAUGCUCAGCUAGGCUAUGACUUCCAGAGGGCUGACUUCAAAGAGCACCAGCUGGCACCGCGUUUGUUCCAGAAUCUUCCAUCAUCUCUGAAAAUAUCUCAAGUGGCCUGCGGAGAGCGACACACUCUGUUUGCGCUGGAGGACGGCAGUGUGGCGGCGUGUGGGCAGAAUGAUUAUGGACAAAUUGGCAGCGGUUCUAAUGAAAAUGUGAUCGUCCCUCGCUUUGUGGAGUGUGUGGACCAUGUGUCAAAGGUCACCUGUGGGGCAAACCACAACCUUGCACUGACAGUUGACGGGAGGUUGUUUCAGUGGGGCUGUGGACGGGCUUGUGGAAACACACAGAAGAACAUCCUGUUCCCAGAAGAAGUGACCCUACCAAGUUCACCAGUCAAAGACAUUGCCGGGGGAUGUUGGCAUAGCCUACUUCUAACAGAUGGUGGGAAUGUCUUCUCCUGGGGGAUGGGGCAAGAGGGACAGCUUGGACUUGGAGAGAAUUGGAUUCACGUCUCCGCUCCUUGUCUUCUCAGCCAUUCUCAACUAGCAGAGGUCACGCAGAUACAAGCAGGGGACAGCUACAGUGCAGCUGUCACAGCAGAUGGAGAGCUGCUUCUCUGGGGUCAGAUCCCCUGUGUGUCCCAGGUCAGUGAUCACCCUGGCCUCAAAAGGAUCUGGACCCCACAGCCUGUUCCACUGGCAGGCAGAAAGGUGUGUGGUGUGGCCUGUGGAACCUGGCAUAUGAUGGCACUCACUGCUGCAACCUUCCCUUCCCCUUCUCCAAAUGAUGUCUUGCUCCUCCUUAAGGCCCCUCCUCACUCACUUUCUCACUCAUCAAACCAUAAUUCACUUCAGAGGGAAGCAUCAUUAAUGCACAGGAGCAGAGAGAAGAACAGAGAAUGUGCUCACCCAGAAACUGAAGCUCGCUUCAGAGACCUUGUCAGCAAUCCCCUACCGACAGAGCACACGGAGAAAGAAAACACAGUGAAAGACUCCAGACAGGUUCAACACAUGCUGCUUCAAGGUCUUGGGAAACCAGAGGAGGAGAAACAUGAAGAAAGAGGGAGUGCAGAUGAAGAAGAGUUACACAAAGAAAGAGGAAAAAGAAAGGGAGAUGAAACAUUACACGAUUCAGCAUUUGCCGUGGCCAGGUCUACAACGGGAAUGGACAGGACAGGAAAUGGGCGCUCAUCAAUCAAAUCUAACCAAGGGGAUGAGAGGGAGGGUGGCAGGACAGUGGGGCCGUGGGAGCUGAAGGAACAGUGCAGAAGGAGAGGAAGCAAAGAGGUAGUCUUCACCACUUUGCAUCUUUUACCCAAGUCAGAGGGAAGGCAGUUCAGGCCCGCUGCCAGCACCUUGCCCAGGCUGCUGACGGGACAACAGACUCAUGGCAGAGUUUUAACUGAGGCUAGUCAGGAUAGAGCUACAAGUCUGUCUGAGUUGGUCCAAAAAUCUGGGAGUGAUAGCAGUAUUUUGCAGAGUCCCAUGCUCAGAGCCAAACCCAGACCUCCUGGGAGAUGUACAGGUCCUGGGGCUCAGACCAUGGCCCAUUCAAAUAUGAGACUAAACGCUGGCCUUGAGUCUCCGAUUUACAGUUCUUCUCUCCAUCUGAGCCCUGAAAAAAAAGUUCAGAUGUCCUCCUCUCUCCUCCUUCCAGGACUGCGAGUUGAAACCUCUUUUUCUCCGACUCUGUCCUCUUCUGAAGCGUUUAGGCACUGUCCCUCACACAGAAGAGUGGUUUCUUCUUCUGCCACGUCUUGGAAGAAUCUAGUGAGGCCCUUCAUUAGCCUUGUACUUUAUGCAAACUGGUUCUUUGCCACAGUGCAGAUCACAACCACAUGGUAAUUCCUCUCAUCAGGAUUUCAUUAUGAGUGAUGCAUCUGGUUUUUUUCAUUAUCUGCAUUUGACAAAAAUGGCCCAUUGUCAAAUAAGCUGGCAGUGUAUAGCAUGUUGGCAGUGUUGAGUUAGACCCAUCACUCAGCAGUGUUUACAGGAAUGCCUUUACUUUUUCCGGUAUCACAUUCAAAAUUUACUGUACUAAAUAUUAAGUAAUAAUUCAAAUAAUAGUAAUAUUGUAUUUUUUAAUAUUGUAUCACUAAUAAUGUUGUAAUAAUUCAUGUUUUAUCAUUUUAAGUGCUGAAUCAUUAUGGUAUCAAGUUUUCAAUUACUGUACCACCUGUUAGUUAUUAUUUAUGUGGAAAUAUUGAAAUAUGUUCUUUUCCUGUUUUGCUUUCAUCAGAGGAGUCGUCAUUUCAGUUGGACAAAGAAGAUACACAGACAUUAAAGCUAUUUAUUACCUUGA
Thunnus maccoyii (southern bluefin tuna) is the source of this 3096-nucleotide messenger RNA. Its product is annotated as ultraviolet-B receptor UVR8-like. The transcript is spliced from 18 exons. The record is from RefSeq and is a predicted model, not a curated record. Bases 420 to 2639 code for a protein of 739 amino acids. Lineage: Eukaryota; Metazoa; Chordata; Actinopteri; Scombriformes; Scombridae.